Molecule: messenger RNA, 5084 nt
Organism: Esox lucius (northern pike)
Lineage: Eukaryota; Metazoa; Chordata; Actinopteri; Esociformes; Esocidae
Product: guanine nucleotide-binding protein G(s) subunit alpha
Exons: 11
Coding region: 1195-2334 (379 amino acids)
Biological process (GO): adenylate cyclase-activating dopamine receptor signaling pathway; sensory perception of chemical stimulus
Cellular component (GO): heterotrimeric G-protein complex
Molecular function (GO): D1 dopamine receptor binding; insulin-like growth factor receptor binding; mu-type opioid receptor binding
Source: RefSeq, a predicted model, not a curated record
UGCCCCACCCCAUCUCUUCAACGCUAUCUAUCUCAAUGUAUAAUUCUCAGAGAAAAGGAAAAAAAUACAAAAAAAUACUUAUAGGAAAAGAAUUUAUUCACAUUUAUUCAAGUGCAGGUCUGGCCUUUACAUGAAAAAAUAACUGUCAUCGCUGGAUUCAAUGAUUAUAUACCGCGGUAUGUUCAUAUAUGCACAUGUAUCUACCAUACGAAUUCAAAAGGAAUACAAAGCUUAGAUUGACAGCAGGCUCUACCCUCGAGAAUCAGAAAAAUAACGGAGGAUUUUCAUAAAUAUAUAUGAAUCGGGAAAAUUGCAUCGCAAGAAGACGUACUUGAGUCAUUGUUCGUCCAGAAAAGCUUACCGAUGCGAGGAGAAAUACAAAUUACAGCGGUAAAGAAAACGACCGAGAGAAAGGCCUUUUGAUCUGGACAGACCGCAAAGCAACCAACAUCUGUGAGAGGGGAAAUACAUUAUUAUAAUUGACUAAAACAGGAUAUAAUUGACAAGGUUACAACAAAAUCGUUGUCUCCUGGAUUUAUAAGACGUUUGGAUGAAGAAGGAACCUUCUCGUCAUGACCAACAUGCCGUCAUUUUUGUGGAAAUAGUAUGCUUUUUAAAAAUUGAUCCUCCCUGUAUCUGCUUUGCCCGUCUCGCAAGGCUUGAGGACGGAUUGCAAUAGAAAAGAGGAAAUACGCUUUGAUGGAACAGCAAAUGUUUUGAAUGGCAGUGAAACCGAUGAUGGGUUCUGGAGGAGACAUUUGCUAGAUUUCAGUGUGGAUUUGAGCUCCACGACAAGACGUCGUGGGAAUUCAGGCUCGAGAUCAUUCAUGUACAUUAUAGCCCCGAAGAAUCAUAUCCACGUUGAAAUGAUUCUUUAUGACUUCAUUGCGGAUUUACAGUGAACACAUUGUAGGAAUCAACAGUCUGGGAGGGCGGCCCGGGUGUCGUCAUUAGCACCAUCACUCCGUGCUCCCUGAAUGAUCUAUUAGCCUAUAGAUAAUUAACAGUAAUAACUAGGGUACAGUCUGGAGAGGCCAUCCACACGUUACAGGGGGUUUAUUCUGCACCUGUCAAUAUAAAUGUCACCAAUUUUGAGCAAGGUGUUUUUGUUUUGUGCCACUCUAGGAAUCUAGAAUUAUUUAUUUAAUAUAUUAAUCCCCCCUCUCCCGAACCUUUUAUUGGGUUUUUGGGAAGAUGGGUUGUCUGGGCAAUAGUAAGACCGAAGACCAACGUAAUGAAGAGAAGGCACAGAGGGAAGCAAAUAAAAAGAUAGAGAAACAGCUUCAAAAAGACAAGCAGAUAUACCGAGCAACUCACCGGCUACUACUAUUAGGUGCUGGUGAAUCUGGGAAGAGCACAAUCGUCAAACAGAUGCGAAUAUUGCAUGUGAAUGGUUUCAAUGCAGAGGAGAAAAAACAGAAGAUUCAAGACAUAAAAAACAACAUAAAAGAAGCUAUAGAGACUAUAGUUACAGCCAUGAGUACACUCAUGCCCCCAGUCCAGUUAGCCAACCCAGCACACCAGUUCCGAAUCGAAUACAUCCUGAACCAAGUAAAUCAGAAGGAUUUUGAAUUUACAUCGGAGUUCUAUGAGCACGCAAAGACCCUCUGGCAGGAUGAGGGAGUGAAGGCCUGCUUUGAGAGAUCCAAUGAGUACCAGCUGAUCGACUGUGCCCAGUACUUUUUAGAUAAGAUUGAAAUCGUGAAGCAAAAUGACUACACUCCCACCGACCAGGACUUAUUGAGAUGCAGAGUACUGACUUCAGGGAUCUUUGAGACAAGAUUCCAAGUGGACAAAGUCAAUUUCCAUAUGUUCGAUGUUGGAGGUCAGAGGGACGAGCGCCGGAAGUGGAUUCAGUGUUUUAACGACGUGACAGCCAUUAUCUUUGUGGUGGCCAGCAGCAGCUACAACAUGGUGAUCCGGGAAGAUAACCAGACCAACCGCCUGCAGGAGGCCCUCAACCUCUUCAAGAACAUUUGGAACAACAGGUGGCUACGAACCAUUUCUGUCAUCCUCUUCCUGAACAAACAGGACCUGCUGGCCGAGAAGGUGCUGGCAGGGAAAUCUAAAAUCGACGAGUAUUUCCCAGAAUUUACACGCUACACUACACCGGAUGAUGCAACACCAGAGCCAGGAGAGGAUCCCCGGGUGACAAGGGCGAAGUACUUCAUUCGCGACGAGUUUCUGAGGAUCAGCACAGCCAGCGGAGACGGCAGGCACUAUUGCUACCCCCAUUUCACCUGCGCAGUGGACACGGAAAACAUCAGGCGCGUCUUCAACGACUGUCGAGACAUCAUUCAGAGGAUGCACCUACGGCAGUACGAGCUCUUGUGAUGGGAGUUGGGAGACCCCGGGUGUUCCGCCAAUCGUUGACCAGUUAGCCCCCUCCUCACUCUGCCAGCCCCUCCCCUUCCAUCCUGACAGACAGCUCCUGGUGACACUGUUUUCGAAAGAUGUGACUCCCAAACACAGCGCCGUACCAGUAACAAGCCGGGGACUGCUCAACUCUCCACCGCACUUUGAACCCGUGCUCAGGACUGCAGAUGGCUCUUCAUCCACCUGUUGUCCUGCACACCACAGGCACCCAAACACGUACAUGUACACACUCUCAUACACGCAAAAGCCUUUUCUAAGUUAAAAUGUCUAACGUUCAUUCUUUUCACUUGGAAAUAUUCCGACACACACACACACACACUUUUUACCUUGUCGCACUGUUUUCAGUGUUGACAAGCUAAAGUGCAGUGCCUGAGUUACUGCGACUUAGAAGUUCUCCAGAGAUACAGCGUAUAUGCUGAAGGAUCCUGGGAAGGAGAGGAUGGACAAGUUAAAGGGAUGGAGGAAUGUACCCAUAAAGUGGGGGGUUGGGAGCUGAUUCCGCCCAGGAAUGGAUGAACGGAGGGACAGAUGGACGUACAGCUGAGUGUGACUCGGACGUAAGACUUUCACAUGACUUUCGCUUCUGGAAUCAAUGAAGAGGAUAGGCGAAAACAUACAAUGCAUUUAUCCAUGCAUAAAUUGAAUUUCAUGCAGUGCAAAAAAAAAACAAGCUAUAUAAAUAUAUAUAGAUAUUUAUAUAUGUGUGUAUAUAUGUAUGUAUGUAUGUAUAUAUAUAUAUAUACACAUAUAUAUAAUAUAUUCCGGUAAUAACAUGUCAACUUUUCAGUUUGUUAGCUUCCCAUGUGCUGUGUGUUGGUGUACACUGUGUGUGCGCGAUAUGCCUUUGUGCACCAUCUUACCCUGGUUCUCCUGUUUCCUACCUCCCAAAUCCGCCCUACUCUUCUUCUCAUUCUCCUGUUGUUCCACUUCUAGCCAACUCCAGCAACCUGAACAUGAACAAUUUGCAACACUUGGGGAUUAUAGAAGCGGGUUUAUUUAGUUAGCAAAAAAUAUCAGCAACAAACAAAACGUUGGGGAAGAAAAAGACAGACAUGACCCCCACACACGCGCAAACGCACAGAGUCCGGCCUUCAUCACGUACCCCUCCUCAUCCCUGUCCUGUUUCCUCCCACCUCUCCUCUCUCCCAGCCUCUGAGCUCUCAACAUGUCAGUCUUUACUUUACUGCUGGACUAUUAUUCUUGUACAGACUGUAAAAUGUAUUAUUUUGUACAACUUUAUUGAAGAAAAAAAAUUACUUAGAAGAUCCCUGUGCCUUGAUCACGACUGUACGUGUAACAUGAGCUAAGAUUUAAGGUGUGUUUCACAGCGCUGUACAGCUAGGCAGGCCUCAGCCAACCCCCAAGCCGGUGCACCCUGGGUAAGGUUGGGGUGGCAGGGACAAGGCUGCCGUCUGUUGCUUAGUUUUUAAUUUCCCCUUUUUGUUUGUCUGUUGAUUAAUUGUUUUUUCUUUACUUUCCUCUGGUUUAUAUAUAAUAGAAUUUAAAAAAGAAAAAAUAAGCAAACAUGCCACCAUAAUGUUGUGUAGUAAAAUAUAUUGAAUGCUAAUACAAUUUAAUAUACAGUACCAGUCAAUAGUUUGGACACCUACUCUUUAUUUUGACAAUUUUCCAGAUUAUAGAAUAAUAGUGAAGACAUCAAAACUAUGAAAUAACACAGAUGGAAUGUAGUAACCAAAAAGGUGUUAAUCAAAGUAACCAACCUAUGGUGACUAACUCAUGAAACUGGUUGUGAGAAUUCCAUGAGUGUGCAAAGCUGUCAUCAAUGCAAAGGGUGGAUUAUUGUAUGAAUUUACUAAACUAAAUGUAUUUUGAUCUGUUUAAGACCUUUUUGGUUGCUACAUGAUUCCAUAUGUGUUAAUUCAUAGUUUGAUGUCUUCACAAUUUUUCUAGAAUGUGGAAAAUAGUCAAAUAAAUUGACUGGUACUGUAUAUAAAAUAUAUUGCAGAUUGAUAUAUAGUAACCCCAGGUUUCGUAGCUUUUUAUCACCAACAUCGGACUCCAUUUACAGAGGGGGAUCCGUGGGUAAUGGGAGGGGUUGGGUUAUGCUCGUUUAGAUUUCUUUUUUUAAGCUUUAACUCUUUUAAAGUAGAGGAAAAUAUCCAAAUGCAAAACAGUGCUUGUUUCUACAUAAACCAAAUUCUUUUUGCUUCAAAAAAGAAGAUUUUGAUUAGUGUUUUGUUCAUUCCUAGUUCUGCCUUGCAGGGGCUGAGUCUAAUUUCGUUUUUUUAAGCUGCUAUUUGCUGUGAUGCCCAUAUCCGUUAAACGGGGCCUCCUUUAUGUCCGCCCUACUAUCAGAUGGCAACAAAGACGACUUACUCUGCAAUGGCUCUCUGUGUGCAUAGUAGUAUUUGUGUGUUUAUUUGUCAACUUUUGCUAAAUUCAGAAACUCGAGUACACCAACCCUUGGGCUUGAGGCCUAGCCCUUGCCUUUUUCAAAUGGUUGUACUGUGACAGUGGUGGGAAACCAGGACCCAGCAAUUACGAUAAUUUAGUAUGUUUACCUUGAUGUCUCCCAUCCGUUUUCCUAGCCAAACUCGCUGCAGCAAUAAGUGAGUGUAAUUUUAGCACCAAAACCAACUGGCUUUUUCUGUUUUUACAUUGAGUGUUUUCAAUGUACAUCGCUUUUUCAUGUGUCUGACACUUCCUGUACAUUUUGUACAAAGACUUAAAUUACAGCUGUAAAAGCA